Messenger RNA from Uranotaenia lowii, 289 nucleotides. RefSeq names its product leucine-rich PPR motif-containing protein, mitochondrial-like. Gene Ontology annotation, molecular function: protein binding. Lineage: Eukaryota; Metazoa; Arthropoda; Insecta; Diptera; Culicidae. The coding region runs from base 30 to 287 and encodes 85 amino acids. The record is from RefSeq and is a predicted model, not a curated record. The transcript is spliced from 2 exons.
UUUCGCUUCCAGCGCUCAAUCUUAACUGCAUGGUUAUUCGUUGUUGCGGUAACCUAGUUCCAGAAGAGCUUCCCGAGGUGCGUAUAGCUCUGGUUCAGGAGAUAUGGAAAACGUUGAACAGCUUGAACGUAGCAAUGGACAUUUCCCACUACAACGCCCUUCUUCGGGUGUAUUUGGAUAAUGAGCACUCCUUCUCGCCAACGGAAUUUCUGGCGGAUCUGCAACCCAAGGGCGUUGAACCGAACCAGGUCACCUAUCAGCGAUUAACUUCGCGCUACUGCCAAUAAGG